UAGAAGCUGUAACUCAAAAGAGGAUCUUAGUUAAGAGUGAAUUUUAACUUGUUGCGUCUCGAAAUUAUCCCACCAUAUAAAAUCAUCUUUCUAUUCGAUUAUUUCCUCUUUCAUUGUUAAAAUCCGUGACUCGACUGGUCAGAACAUAAGGCUGGCAAACACUUACGACAAACGUUACUCGUUACACACUAUUCUUUGCCUCAUCUGUAGACAGAAAUAAAGAAUAAUACGGAUUCACUUUACGUUUAGCCAAGUUUUUCUUUCUAUUCGUCUUAGAAUUUUGACGUCUUGGUAAAAAUUUUGAGAUUACUAAAGGCUUCAGAAUUCAAAACGUAUUAUUCGAAAAGUCAUAACACACCUUUUUUUUAUUAAAUCGUUUAACCACUCGACGCCAGCGUUCCUGAAAGACGAAACUGAGAUAUGCAGAAUUAAAUCCUUCCUUUAGUAGAAUACAUUAAAUCAUCUAAUACUGACAGUAACCAGAUAUUUUGUGUGAGCGGGGCAAGGGAAAGAGUGGGCAUGGAAAAUUCGAACUAAAAACGUGAAUUGUAUAUCAGAAGAAGAAACUCUAUCAACUUAGAUAAUCAUUGAGAGUUGAUGUAAAUCUUAAUCAGUCCAGCUAGUCAGUCUUAAACGAGCAAUUUUAGCAAUUAUUUUUUCUCUCUCAAACAACUUAGAGUGAAUUAUAGGAGUAUGACAAUGAGUAUUAGAAAUGAAAUAAAAUUUGUAAAGACGUGCCAGCGAAAAAUUUAAAUUGCUUUAAUUCAUCUAUCAUUUUAGACAAAAAAUACUACGAUGUCAAUUUUCUAAUUAAUGGUUACAUUUUUAUAUUGAUACAAUGUGUGGAAUAUUUUGUUGUAUUUCUCAACAUUCAGAAGAAAGUGUCAAACAUUCUAAUGAGUGGGAUGGAUGCAAAAAUCUUAUAACUUCUAGAGGUCCAGAUAAGUUAGUUAAGCACUUUAUAACGUUAACUGAUACAUGGUGCGGACAUUUCGCAGCAAGUAUAUUGUGGAUGCAAGGUUUGAAGUUAGUAGAGCAACCGCUAAUUGAUUCAAAUGGUAACAUUCUUCUGUGGAACGGAGAUGUUUUAUCUGGAUCUUUGGCAAAAGAUGAUACAUGUGAUAGUAUUACUAUUUUAAAUGCGUUCAGUACAUCUCCUAAUAUUACAAAUAUACUUCAGUAUAUCCAAGGACCAUAUAGUUUCAUAUAUUUUCAAAAAUCUAACAAAUUAUUAUAUUUUGGAAGAGAUAUUAUUGGAAGACACAGUUUACUUCUACAGUUAAAUAAUGAAAAAAACGUAUUAACUAUAACAUCUGUUGGUGCUAAAUGUUUUAAAAAUAUAAUGGAAGUUCCUGCAAUUGGUAUAUUUGCAAUAAAUUUAUCUGAUAUGAACAUAAAUCUUACUUGUUAUCCAUGGAAAGAACCAGACUUUAUAUUUGGAAAUACCAUUGAAGAAUUGAGAAAUGCUUUAAAUGUAAAUAUUAAUAUCAAAGAGACAAUAGCAGAACAAAAUCUGUCUAACAAGAUAGUAAUGCAUUUACAUCCAACUAUUGAAGAUUUAGAUUAUUUAGUAAAUAAUCCUUAUGUAGAAGACUUUAAUAAAAUGAUAGAGCAUUUAUUGAAAAAUGAAAUUGUCUUUAGAAGAGUAGAAUAUUUAUCUAAACUUUUACAUAAAGCAGUUGAAGUACGAAUAAAAAAAAAACCGAAUUUCUGCAAGAAUUGUAUCCUACUUGUAUUGAAAGGAGAAAAUAUUAUUUGCGAUCAUGCAAAAAUAGGUAUAUUAUUUUCUGGUGGACUUGAUUCAGCUAUUUUGACAUUAAUUGCUCAUAAAUAUGUAUCACAAAAUGAACCUAUUGAUCUGAUAAAUGUUGCUUUUGAGAAAAUUGUUAAUACAACUCAAAAAAAUAAGCACAUUAAAAAUACAAAUUUACAUAUCUCAAAAAUAUAUGAUGUUCCAGAUAGAAAAACAGGAAGACAAACUCUCUCUGAAAUAUUACAAAUUUGUCCGAAUAGAAAAUGGAAUCUUGUUGAAGUAGAUGUAACACAACCAGAAUUACAAAAAUAUCGAUCUUCUCGUAUCAAUGAUUUACUUUAUCCUCUCUGUACUAUCUUAGAUGAAAGUUUAGGUUGUGCUAUGUGGUUUGCAAGUCGAGCACAAGGCAUAAUUACAAAAACGAAUAUAGAGUAUGAGUCUCCAUGUCGUGUACUUCUCCUAGGUAUAGGUGCAGAUGAAUUAUUUGGUGGAUACAUGAGACAUAGAAAAAUAUUGAAACAUAAAGGCUGGAAUGCUUUAAAACAAGAGUUGGAUAUUGAAUUAGCCAAAAUUUCUCAAAGAAAUUUAGGAAGAGAUGAUAGAAUAGUUUCUGAUCAUGGUAGGCAAUCCAGAUUACCAUAUCUUGAUGAAAAUGUAGUAGAAUAUGUUCAACAAUUGCAACCAUGGGAAAGAUGUUAUCCAACAGAAAAAAUGCCAUCUGGUUUAGGAGAUAAAUUACUCUUACGUUUAUUAGCACGUAAUCUAGGUCUUCAAAAUACUGCUACUUUUCCUAAAAGAGCUUUUCAAUUUGGAUCUCGAAUAGCUAAUAGUAAAGAAAAUGCUAAAGAUAUUUCUAAACGAUUGUAAAAUGGACAUAAGAUAAUUAAGUUAAAACGAAUAUAUUUUUAUAACAUCAUGAAAUAAAUUAGAUGAAUAAAUAUAAAGCAAUAA
This is a messenger RNA of Vespa mandarinia (Asian giant hornet), 2704 nucleotides long. RefSeq names its product asparagine synthetase domain-containing protein CG17486. Gene Ontology annotation, molecular function: asparagine synthase (glutamine-hydrolyzing) activity. The record is from RefSeq and is a predicted model, not a curated record. Lineage: Eukaryota; Metazoa; Arthropoda; Insecta; Hymenoptera; Vespidae.